Molecule: messenger RNA, 3798 nt
Organism: Salvelinus sp. IW2-2015
Lineage: Eukaryota; Metazoa; Chordata; Actinopteri; Salmoniformes; Salmonidae
Product: choline-phosphate cytidylyltransferase A
Biological process (GO): CDP-choline pathway
Cellular component (GO): endoplasmic reticulum
Molecular function (GO): phosphatidylcholine binding; choline-phosphate cytidylyltransferase activity
Source: RefSeq, a predicted model, not a curated record
AUACAACUAUAAGAGAGAUUGGAAAACCACUUUGCACUGCUUAUAUUGUACUGUAUUAGAACUAGGCAACUAGCUAGUUAAUUAGCCAACUAAGCUUGAUGAAUUAUGAUAGAAAAUGAAACGUCUUUAGAAUUGUUUUGUUGCACAUAGUAUCCACCAGAUGGCAACACGUGCAUGGUUAACUGAUGAGUUGAGUUAUGUCAUUUCCUACUGUAGGGUUGUAGUUCCGACAAGCUGUCAAUCAAACUUUGUGUCAAUCGAUUGUUUUCUGGUACUCUGUCUUUGAAAGCAACUUAAUCAGAACCACACGUCUGACUUUUGAUGGAAACUUUGCGGGCUUGGACAUCAAACCCGGAAGAGAACUAAUAAGUGAGACUAGCUGCGUUUACACAGACAGGUUAGUAGCUAACGCUUAGGCUACCUAGCUAAGUUAGCUAACAGUUGUUUGAGCCAGCCAGCAGUAUGCAUUUUUCCCUUGCCGAAAAUAGGAAAUGGCCUAAUUUCACAACCUUUUGAGAAAGUGUGGAGCUGAAAUCGUAGCUAAAACUAAUCAUUGACUCUGGCAGCUAACGUUAGCUAGCUAGAUAUUGAUACAUCUGUCAUCAUUCCUGCCUGUGUCACACGUCAGAGAAUCACCAGUGUCAAUCUCACCCGCGUGAUUGCAUUUUUGGGAGUUGUCCCCCAGAUAGAUUCGUUCAUUGACUCUUUAUGUUAUUCUUUUAAUUGACAUUCUGACUAAAUACAAUGGGCAAUUGUUGUGACUGCCUAGUAUAAAAUAACAUUUCCACGUAGUUGAGUGGCCUAGAAAUCUCGACCCCCUUCUUGAUCCUUUGUAUACAGUAAGGGCUACAUACAGUAAAUGCGUAUCUGGUGAAAUCACCAAAUGACAUCAAGAAGUUGUAGCUAAUUGUGAAAGUUGCAAAGAAAAAGUAUUGUAAACGUGCAUAACAGCCCCAUCCAGUGGUUAAGAUUAAAAGCCAGAGCACAGCUUUUUCAGAUAAAAGAAAAAAUCUCCAUCCAUAUCGAAGUGCGACCAUGGAAGCACACAGUUGUCACCGACUGCCUGGAAAAACAUCAAGAAAGAGGAGAAGGGAUGAAAUCAACGGAGAGAUGGAGGGAGAGCAGGCCGUCAAGGUCCGACGAUCCACAGUGGGUCUGACAGAUCCAGCCCCAUUUGCUGACCAGCUAGAACCAGUUACCGCUCCGUACGUGCGUGUCAGUAUGGAGGAGGCAUGCCAGGGCACCCCACAAGAGCGUCCGGUGCGGGUAUAUGCAGAUGGGAUCUUUGACAUGUUCCAUUCCGGCCACGCCCGAGCACUGAUGCAAGCCAAGGGGCUCUUCCCAAACACCCAUCUAAUUGUUGGAGUAUGCAGUGACAACCUGACACACAACUUAAAAGGCUUCACCGUAAUGAACGAGGACGAACGCUACGACACGGUCAGUCAUUGUCGCUACGUUGACGAGAUCGUACGGAACGCACCAUGGACGCUCACGCCGGAGUUCCUGGCUGACCACAGGAUUGACUUUGUCGCCCAUGACGAUUACCCAUAUUCUUCGGCAGGAAGUGACGAUGUUUAUAAGCACAUCAAAGCGGCAGGCAUGUUCGCACCCACACAGCGGACAGAAGGCAUCUCCACUUCUGACAUCAUCACCCGUAUUGUCCGCGACUACGACGUGUACGCACGCAGAAACCUGCAGAGAGGCUACACUGCCAAAGAGCUUAAUGUCAGCUUCAUCAAUGAGAAGAAGUACCACCUGCAGGAGCGUGUGGACAAAGUGAAGAAGAGGGUGAAGGAUGUGGAGGAGCGAUCCAAGGAGUUUGUGCAGAAGGUGGAGACAAAGAGCAUCGACCUGAUCCAGAAGUGGGAAGAGAAGUCCCGAGAGUUCAUCGCCAACUUCCUUCAAAUGUUUGGGCCAGAGGGAGCACUGAAGCACAUGCUAAAGGAGGGGAAGGGGCGGAUGCUGCAAGCCAUAAGCCCCAGGCAGAGCCCCAACGGCAGCCCGACCAGAGAGCGCUCGCCCUCUCCGCUGCCCUCCUUCCGUCUGCCCUUCUUCACCAAGACCUCCCCUCCCUCCUCGCCCCACCACCUCAGCGGAGCAGACAGCAUAUGCGAGGACGACGAUUAGGAGCCUCCCUCCAUUCCUUUCUCUCCCUGUGGCUGAGAUGGUGCAGGGCAGGGUUUAGGGUAAAUACCAUUUCAAUUCAGUCAAUUGAUUGAAUUGAAAUGGAAUUGACCCCAGCCCAAGUGGCUCACGAGGAAUUGAUUAUUCACAUGCGCUUGAAUUAGGAUGCCAUAUUGCGUUUUUUUUCCUAUCCCGCUCACAUUACUGGUUCUCUUUACCAGGCCUCCAGUGUCAGUCAGGGCCUUUGUCAUGUUUAGGGUGUUGGAAACCACGACACCACGACACAAUAGCAUAGGAAGUUUCAUCAUAACUCUCUGUAAAACGGCUGUUCUUUGGGGUCAUAGUGUUGUUGUUAUACACAAAAUAGAUUUUCAAAUGUUUCAUUUUAUGAUGUAUAAAAAUGAAUUAAUGAACAUGGGAAGGUGUCAGCCAAUACGGGCGUGAGUGAUGGGACACUCAUUCGCUCAUAAAUGUUCUUCCGACACACACUGAAUUGUAUUUGCCAUGCUAAAUCCAUAGUAGCUCCAGAGAAAAUUGAACAAGUGAUAACCGGUACGUUCUGUAAAUAAUAACUUUCUACUUUCCCCAUUUGAUUUCAUUCUGAAUUUCCUUUAUGGGAGUUACAUGAAGUAAUCGCUUAAGUCGUCUGGAUUUUUAAACUAUUGAAUCUAGUAGGGGUUAACCAUCGUACUGGAGUCUAUUUUCCCAGUCAAAAACUAGCCGGCACCUCAUACCAGCUGUCUUCCUCUUUAUCCCAUAACAAAAGCUGGUUUCAAACAUGGGGGGGGGGGGGACAUGGGAGGGGCGGAGGGUUUCCUCCAAUAUGAAGCAGUAGAAUGCCAUCCCUCCUCCCCCUCCCUUGGGUGAUCACGCUACAGGAGCAACACAGCAGCCUGUUGUUAUCAAUGAAAGACAGUGAGCCUCCCUCGCCUCGUAGAUGCAUUCUCUUCAACUGCCUCCACAGAAAAAGACAACUUGGGUAGAAUGAAAGCCUUGUGCAGAAUUCCGAAUACCCCCAUAGCCCCCUAGCACCCCUUAGGGCCUAGGCACUCCUGUAGAUCUGAAAGGAUGAGAUAGCUUUUGCGUUCUGGCUGGGUGGCAUUUUCACCGUGUUGGAUACACCUAUUCAGUCCUUUUAGGCCUAGGAAACACUGAGGUUGUACAACUGAUGUACAAUGCAUUGGACUCAACAGUUGUGAUGCAAUGGAUUUUUUUUUUUUUACUGAAACGUUUAAAAUAUUGUUGUUUGGUGGUAAAUAUUUUUGUGCAGACAAAUGCAUAACAAAUACCCGUUGUAUCAAAUGCGGUGUACAACCUGAGUGUGAACUAGGCCAGUAGACCUAAAGGUGUGCCUAAGGCUGUACCACUUGCUCAGGAGUGAAGUUCCACUAGGGACAGAUCUAGGAUCAGCUUCCUCCCCCAAUACACCUCCCAUUAGUGGAGAAAAUGCUAAACUGACCCAAGAUCAGGGGAAACUUGACCAUACUCCAUUCCUGCUUAAUAACCUCCCUACUCUGUAACUGUAAUUGGAUUGAUCGAGGACUUUUGACUACAUUGGUCACCUGAUUAGUCACCAAGUUGAGUUGUUUUAUCCUCGUAUUUUGUCAUUUACUUUUAUUUAAUAUGUACUAAGUGUGUUGGUUUGUGUUAAAGGAGAUCUACCGUACGUACUUU